Molecule: messenger RNA, 876 nt
Organism: Lactuca sativa (garden lettuce)
Lineage: Eukaryota; Viridiplantae; Streptophyta; Magnoliopsida; Asterales; Asteraceae
Source: RefSeq, a predicted model, not a curated record
UUUUCGGAAUGGUCGGGCAAAGAAAGCUUAAAGAAGCAUCCCACCGACGACAACCACCUUUCACUUUCCCUCCUUUUUCAUCAUUACCCUCCCUCCAGAUUUUAAUACCAUCCCCAAAUCUUCAUCACCCAAAAGCAAUCUCAUUCAUAUUCAUGGGGAACUGCCUCUUUGGAGGGCCAUCGGAAGAUGAUAGAAUAAUCAAAGUAAUCAACUCCGCCGGCGGCAUCAUGGAGUUCUACGCUCCUGUCACAGCAGAAUGCAUCACCGACGAGUUCCCCGGCCACGGGAUUUUCCGGGGAAACGAUCUUUUCUGGAAACCCAUUCCCCACACCGAGUUUCUGGUUGCCGGAAACUCCUACUACCUUCUGCCACUCGACAAGAGAAGAGGAAUGAAGGUAGGACAUGUCAGAUCCAACAGCCUCCCGCAAAACACAGCAGCGCCGUACCGGAUGUCCUUCGACAGCCGUAGGGUUUUCAAGAGGUCGUACACAGACGCAUAUUCAUCAAGUUCCAGAAAUAAUGGAUGUGGGUUUUGGAAGGUGAAGCUUGUGAUAAGCCCUGAACAGCUGUUGGAGAUACUGUCACAAGAAGGGCGAACGCAGGAGUUGAUCGAGAAUGUCAGAACUGUGGCGAAAUGUGGAAACGAAGCUGCGGUUUCAUGUAAUUCCUCUUCGGCGUUAUCUGAUCAGUGGAGUCUUUGCAGCAGUAGCAGAAAUGGUUCCAAGAAAGAUGUUGUAUUAGAGAUGUAAUUAAUUACUGGAUUAAUUAAAGUAACAGCCUUUUUUUGUUCUUCAUGUAGCUACUUAAUUUGUCUCAACUCCUUUAAAGUUGUAUGUAUGAUCGUAUAAUUAUAUAUGGAUUAACAUAUAAUUAACA